AUGGCUACUCACUUCAAACCUCUUCUGCUACAUGCCCACGCCUCGGGCCCCAACCCAAUCAAAAUAGCAAUCGCGUUAGAAGCGCUCAACGUCCCAUUCACAGUAAAAUUCUGGGAGUUCGGCGAUGAUUCCGAAAAAGGCGUAAAAGGUACAGUGUUCCUGCAAAUCAAUGAAAAUGGCCGUGUGCCUGCGCUUGAGGACCCAAAUACAGGUGUCGUGGCGUGGGAGUCUGGCGCAUGCAUGAAUUAUGUUCGUAGAGUAUACGACAUGGGAAACCUGAUUGGGCCAUCUGGCAGCUCGGCACAGGACUUGAUUGAUUUCGAUAAGUGGGAGUAUUUUCUGCUGUCAACGCUCGGCCCGAUGACUGGACAGACCAAUUGGUUUAGGCACUACAACUCGCAGAAAAACGAGGAUGCCUUGGAUAGAUAUACUGCGCAGACUUACCGCUGCUAUGAUGUGCUUGAGGGGCAGUUAGUCAAGUCUGGGGGUGACAGUGUUCUUCCUGGUCGAGUCACUGCUGUUGACUAUCACUUUGAGCCAUGGGUUAGACAGUAUGCAUUUGCUGGACUUUCGUUGAACAAAUAUCCCAUGAUUACAAAGUGGCUUGGCUUGAUGGGCGCUCGUGAGGAAGUUCAAGAAGCAUAUGAGAAGGUUCAGGGCCAUAAAGGGAAGUAA
Penicillium taxi is the source of this 675-nucleotide messenger RNA. Its product is annotated as glutathione S-transferase family protein. The transcript has 2 exons. Lineage: Eukaryota; Fungi; Ascomycota; Eurotiomycetes; Eurotiales; Aspergillaceae. The coding region runs from base 1 to 675 and encodes 224 amino acids. The record is from RefSeq and is a predicted model, not a curated record.